AUGACAUAGAAGCAGCACAUUCAAUGUUAGAUUUAUCAAUAAAGUAGGUUUCACGGUAGUUUAUCUCGUUACUAGGCAGCGAUAACGGCGCCUCUUUGCAGUAUGUGGAAAUACAAGUCUCCUUUAGUCAUUUAGCCAAAAAACAUGUGAUAAACUAAGGCAAAAAGGUAGCAGCACAUUUGAGAUCUUAUUAAAGUCCAUAAUGUGCCAAGAUGCUAAGCUAAGUCUGAUGCUGCACUGUUUAUAGAUAGGACACUCGUAUCUCGCGCUAUGGCGUCUCCUCCGAGGGAUGAUCGAGGUAAAGUGAGAAGGAAAAGACAAGAAUCACUACGAAAACAGAGCGAAGAUGACAUCCAGGAACCUCAAAGCUGUGAUGAAGACCCAGGAGAGACUUUGAAACGCAAAAUCAGGGCUCAGAGACAGAGGCAGAAAAAAGAGCUGCUUGAACAGUCCCAAAAGGAUAAUGAAAAUGUUGUGGAGGAUAUCUCUCCAAUUCAACAUGCGGAUGAAGAUGCUGAUGAACCAGAGAGAGCGACCGAACCAGCGGUUUGGUCAACACCUCCAAGAGCCAAGAAAAGUCUGUCUAAACUUCCGCCAAUUCCUGGUUCACAACACUUGGAUGACGUGAUGACGCAGCACUUGAAAGAAAAGCUUCUAGCAGCCAGAACUAGAGUUGAGAAAAUACAUCGGCAAGAAUCCAAUGUCAAGCCAGCCAGUCGACUACAGAAUUUAAAAGAUAGGGAAACUGUUACCAGGUUUGAUAGAGAGCCUGAUGCAGACAUGCAAGACAUCUCUCAAUCUCUCAGCACAAGAGUUAAAUUCAGAGAAGCAAUGCGAAAAAUUGACACUGGCAUCCCGACAGCAGAAGAAGCAUACAAUUUUUUCACAUUCAACUUUGAACCAGAGCCUGAAGAGAGUGAGGAACAGAGUAAGAAAAGUCUGACCAAAAGGAGGACCCCUGGAGAGGAUGAGGACAGUGAGAAAGAGGAGCAAGAAGAGUCGGAUAUAGAUCGAGCCAAUCAAGAUGAAGAUCAUAAUGAGGAAGCUCCCCUUGUCCAAGAUGACAGAGAUAAUAUAUUUGUGACUGAACAAUCGACGCAGGACUUUAUUGUGGUGAAGAAAGCUGAGUACAUCGGAUACCACAAGCGCCUUCAACACACAGGCGAUCUGCUCUUCACACCCAGCGUACGACCAGUUACAACUUGUGUAAAACUGCCUGAAAACAUUAAGCCUCGGUAUCUGGAAGAUGAAGGUCUGUAUGUAGGAGAGAGACCCCCGGUGUCUUCAACCAAUAUGAAUAUUUUAGAGAAUCGUCUUUUAAAGUCAGCGGAGGGGAAAAAGUGGUUUGAUGAUGAUGGUACGAUAAUGGCAUUACCAAAUCCCAUAAAAGAGUCAUCGACAAGACCUCCUCUGUUUCAUAUGGAGGAAGAGCUGGACCCGGCACUACAGACUGUCUUCAGGAAGCCAGUGAUGUCCAAGCAGGAGAAUGUGUAUUUUGCUGGAGUGGGGGACUCAGACGGAGACUUUCAGCUCGAUGUGGACAUCUCUGGACUAAUCUUCUCCCAUCAUCCACUCUUCAGCCGUGAACACGUCCUUGGAUCACGUCUAGUCCAACUCUACGACCAGUAUCUCAACAGGCAACACAAUAACCUCACUGGGCACCUCACUGAGAAGUUAAAUGGAUUGAGGAUGACACUACAGAAUAUGAUGGAGAUUCACGGAGGGGAAAAUUUGACUGAGGCUCUAAAGCAGAGGAUUUCAGAGUGCAACAUGGAGGUCAAGGACACCCGUCAGUUGCGAGACCAUGAACAGGAGAAAGACAGGACUCUGUUGAAGAAUAUUAUUAAAGUUUGGAAAGACCUGAAGACCUUGAGAGACUUUCAGAAGUUCACCAACACAUCAUACAGACUUCAGCUCAGACGAGAGAUAGUAGACCCUGAAAUGGAUGAGCGCGAGUAUGAGACGGAGAUCUUGGCAGAGGUCACAGAGUUGGAGCAAGAGAUUGAACAGGAGUACAAGAGAAAGUUGGACAACUAUAAGACCCAGCUGGAUAAGUGGAAACUGUGGCGAAGGAAACAGAAAGGUAAAAAGAAAAGAUCCAUGAAAAAUAAAAGGAAAGACACAGACGCCGACUCAGAAGAUGAAGAUUCCGAGGCACCUCCAAAACCAGACCCUCCAGAGAAACUGGACUUUUACUCUUUGGAACAGAAUGUGAGGGAAAAGUUUUUAAGGAUCCGCAGAAACCCAGGAGAGCCCAUCCUGAUCCCGGAGCUGUCUGCAUCUGGAAACAUCACAGCGACUGACCAAUGCCCCAGAGCUGAGGUAGCUCGAAGGACAGAUGUUGGAAGACACACACUGUUUGUCAAAAUCAUCUACAAUGACAAAGAAGUGUCCAGGACAGACAGCUGUGCCCUAAACUCUGACUUCAGAGUGCAUUUCGGACAAAUUUUCAAUCUUAGAAUCAUCAACUGUCCGCAAAGCAUCUGUCUACAGGUGUUUGAAGAGGUCAGUACAUCAUGCUCUUUACUGACUCAGGUCUUCAUACCAGUACCAGAGCCCUCUGUUCUGACUGGCAGUGCUCCCAUAGAGAACUUUGAGUUCAGCAGCAACCAGAGAGUCAUGUUUGACCACGAAGGAGUUGGAAGUGAUGUGCCCCUGUCCUUUGAAGCAGAUGGCAGUAACAAAAUCACUUUGCUGACCUCUGGAAAACUUGCAUGCUGUGUAUCUUGGGCUAUUGGUGAAGAUGAUGUCCCAUUGGCUCCUCCUGUGUCACAACAACAUGGUGGAAUACACGGUGGUUUGGGACACCUUGAUGCUGUCUCAUGUAUUGGAGCGUCGGGGCUGUAUGACUUGAAAAAAAUUGGAGAAUGGGCAAAACAAUCACGACUGGACCCCAAUGAUCCAAAAAACGCCUCCAUCAUGCAGCUUUUGAAGGUUGCUAGUAGUGGAGAGGUGACUGCUCCAGACUACUUUAGACUUGAACAACUGCAAGACGAGUUUAACUUUGUCACUGAUGAAGAGUUGGACAGUUCAAAAAGAUACAAACUGCUGAGGCUGAGGAACCAAGGCGUCCCUGAGUUCAGAAAUUAUAAGUUUGUUCCAGCUCUUGAGAGAGAGGUGUCUGAUAAGGUUUUCCAGGAUUAUGAGAAGAGACUGAAAGAAGGGGAUGUUGUGGACACCAAACAACACCUGGAUUCACAUCGUGCCUUAGUGGCCUCUUACCUUAAAAAAAUUAGAGAAUCGGUUAUAAACAGAUUUCUUCUUGCUAAACAUCACUACCUACUAACAGAUCUGGUUGUAGAAGAGGAGAUCCCCACUAUUGGGUUGCUGGGUAUAAAUAUUUUCAAACUGGCUGAGCCCAAGCGCCCGCUGAAGCCCCAAAGGAAAGAGAGGAAGAAGGUGACCGCACAAAACCUGUUAGACAGAGACAUCAAGCUGUUGGUCAACAUCAUCCGAGCCUACGACAUUCCUGUGAGAAGACCCCACAACAAUAAGGCACCUGCAGUACAGACAUCACAGGGCGACCUUUGUCAGGUUCAGGUGAGGCCUUUUGUGGAGGUAUCAUUCCAACGCACAGUACUUCAGACAACCACAGCAGAGGGGCCCAACCCCAGCUGGAACGAGGAGCUACAACUCCCUUUUAGUGCCCCAAAUGGAGACUACAGUUCUGCAAACCUGCAGUCAGUCAAAGAUGAGGUUUUUAUCAACAUUUUUGAUGAAAUGCUCCAUGAAACUGGAGCGAGUGAUAGUGACAAACAAAUGUCAAUCCACACUCGUAUUGAGAGGCACUGGUUGGGUUCAGUCAAGAUCCCCUUCAGCACCAUCUACUCUCAGUCCAAGAUUGAUGGGACUUUCAAAGUGAACACCCCAGCUGUGUUACUGGGCUACAGUAAAGAGCGAAGCCACAAUCCCAAUGGUUUUGACUUAAGUGUGAGUGGAGGAGCAUUUAUUACUCUCUUCAUCACCAUCGAACCUCAGCUUGUGCCUGGAGAGUCCAUACGGGAAAAGUUUGACAGUCAAGAGGAGGAGAGUUUGUUAGUGGUCGCAGAUAGAUUUGAGAGGGAAGCUUCCCGCAGUCACCCAAACAGACCCUGCCUCACCACCGUUAUAGACCUCAAUGGAAAAACAGUGUUCAUCACUCGUUACAUCAGACCUCUCAACCCACCUCUCGACAUGCUUUCUGAUACAACGGAGCCUAUGUCCAUGGUUGCCAGAUUUGUAUCCCUCAUUCCAUCAUUACCUGACAGAGUUUCUUUUUCUGGUAAUUGCGAUCUUUGGACUACAUGUGAUCAAUUUCUGACAUUCCUGGCUGGAGAUGAGGAGGAGCAUGCUGUUCUGUUAUGUAACUACUUCUUGUUUAUGGGAAAGAAAGCCUGGCUCAUAAUUGGGACUGCUAUACCAGAGGGACCUACAGCAUACGUGCUGACAUAUGAUCAGAAUCAGUACCUGAUCUGGAACCCGAGCAGUGGACAGCACUAUGGCCAGUAUGACACCUUCUGCCCCCUACAGACUGUGGGCUGCCUGGUCGACGCUCACAAUGUCUGGUUUAACGUUCAACAGUACAGCUCUCCGAUGAGAAUGAGUUUUGACACCUCAAAGACAAAUCUGUGGCGGCCAUUUUUCUCACGGUCAUUCGCUCACCCGGGUCUAUCCAGUGUUCAGCCAGAACAGAUGGUGUACCACAGCACUAACAAAUCAGCUGCAACAGAGCUUCAAGACAGAAUUGAAAAAAUACUGAAGGAGAAAAUCAUGGAGUGGCGUCCUCGUCAUGCCACGCGCUGGAACCGUUUCUGCUGCAGCGCACUCAAACAGUUUCUGCCCAAACUGGAAAAGAGUAGGGGGCAGGACCUGCAGGAGGGGCAUCGCCAUGACCUGCUAACCCUCCUGGGAGAUCACAAGAUUUCAGGUUUCCCUUUGAAUCUGCCCUUCUCUGAAGUCAAGCCGAUCAUCGAGGCAGUCUACAGCACAGGGGUCCACAACGUUCAGGCGCCCAAAGUGGAAUUUGCUCUGGCUGUGUAUGUUCACCCCUAUCCCAGCAACGUCCUCUCUGUCUGGGUGUAUCUAGCUUCCCUAAUGAGGGACUAAAUGUGUUCAUAUGGAACAAUUUGUCUAGUAAUUGUUUAAUCAAAUCAUCUUAUUAAAGAACUGUAAAUGUAAUACUGAAUUAUAUGAUGUAUUUUCAAUUUCACAGCAUUUUUUUCGUUUAAUAUUAAAACAAAUACAUGUGUGUAUACAAGUU
Molecule: messenger RNA, 5239 nt
Organism: Periophthalmus magnuspinnatus
Lineage: Eukaryota; Metazoa; Chordata; Actinopteri; Gobiiformes; Gobiidae
Gene: cc2d2a
Product: coiled-coil and C2 domain containing 2A
Exons: 37
Coding region: 271-5085 (1604 amino acids)
Biological process (GO): non-motile cilium assembly; protein localization to ciliary transition zone
Cellular component (GO): ciliary transition zone
Source: RefSeq, a predicted model, not a curated record